GUGGAUUUCAUAAGAAGAAUUUUAAAUGCUUAUAAUUUAUCAAUUAAACCUUAAAUGUACAAAAAAUGCUUAAUUGGAAUAAUUGUAAUGCAUUCAGUGAUUUCUUGCUGCGCUCAAUUCCAAGAUCAUGUGAUACUAUGGGAUGCUAGCAACUGGAGAUUUAAAGAAGGUCACAAUGAAAUCAUUGUCAUUGAAGGUGAUAAUCUGAUCUUUGUUUGUCCAUCAAAUCGAACAUUUUCUCAGUCACUCUACUGGACAAACGAUUCUCGAGUAACAAUUAAAUGCAAUCAAACUUUACCAAUUAAAGUAACUAAACUUUUAGAUUGUUUUGGUGAUAAUUAUGCUACGGAAUUUAUACUCAAAGUCAGCAGAUUUCAUGAAAUUUCAUCUCUUCCAGUUUUCCAUCAAAAAUUCCCAAUUCAUUUUCUAGCUCAGUCAGUUAUAUGUCAAAACAGUAACUUCCGAUUAAGUGUUAAACUAGCAUCGACGCAAACGACUACAAGCACUGAUACAGUUUCCAAUGAUUUCGUAAGAAAUACUAAAUUAACGGAUCAUGAUGAAAAAUCUACUACUCUCAAUAAAUCAUCUUAUUUUCUUGUCAAACCGAAAAUUACAAAAUUUAUCACCAAUGUCUCUUCAAGUUCAUAUUUAAAUCAUGAUUUUACUAGUACGCAGCAAACUAAUUGGAAAGAAUAUCGAUUUCUUAUUUUACCAGCUACAUUAGCAGUCUUUACACUUGUUGGAAUGCAGAUUGUUAUUUGUAGUUUCUGGUUACCAAUUUCAGGAAUAAAUAAAUUCUUUAAGCAUUUUCGCAAAUGUAAACGCUUACAAAAUUCAGAAUCACAUCAUGAAUCCAAAACUCUGAAAGUUGACAAUGGAAAUUUUAAAAUGACAAAUCAAAGUUUGUGCUGGAGUAAACCGACCCAAACAGCCGUCAAUUAUUGUACAAAACAUGCAUUAAAAAGGUCAUUUUCUAAUUGCUACCAACUUACCACAUCUAAUAAUCAAUCAGAACGUUGUAAAUUAUUACAUCAAAGUUAUCAGUCGGAUUUUAACAGACAAAAAAAUCAAUUUCAGGACUUAAUAUUACUGAAAUCACUGAUAGACCGUCAAGAUUAUUUUGAUCGGAACAUUAAUCAACCAGUUUUGCAUGAAACUUCAAAUGUUUCAUGCAACUGUUUUCAUCAACAACAUCAAAUCAUCAUGCAAUUAAACAAAAAUCAAACAAAUAUUGUACCGAUUUUCAUUCCAUUCAAUAGAAAAUUACAUGAAAAUUUUACGUCAACUCAAACAAUUUCAGAAUUGGUAUAAUGACGAUGAACAGUGGAUCCAACUGUUGUAUUUAUUUUCCAAACAACUUGAUAACAAUCAACACAACAGUCAUAGGCUUUUAACUGUACAGUACAAUAAAUAGGGAAUAUUGGUUUAUGACCUCCAUAGUUUUAUCGCUUUUAUUUUUUCCAAAUAUCAAACAAAAGUUCAGUUAAUUUUAUAAAAUUGCAAGAUAAAAAGACUGUAAAU
Schistosoma turkestanicum is the source of this 1521-nucleotide messenger RNA. NCBI's taxonomy places the organism in Eukaryota, Metazoa, Platyhelminthes, Trematoda, Strigeidida, Schistosomatidae. The record is from the annotation of a GenBank genome assembly.